This is a messenger RNA of Pochonia chlamydosporia 170, 1467 nucleotides long. Its product is annotated as l-fucose permease. The coding region runs from base 1 to 1467 and encodes 488 amino acids. The record is from RefSeq and is a predicted model, not a curated record. The transcript has 4 exons. Gene Ontology annotation, biological process: transmembrane transport. NCBI's taxonomy places the organism in Eukaryota, Fungi, Ascomycota, Sordariomycetes, Hypocreales, Clavicipitaceae. Gene Ontology annotation, molecular function: transmembrane transporter activity.
AUGUCCUUCAAGGAAUUCAUCAAGAGGCGCUCGCUCAAGGCCGACGACAGUCGCCGGACGCGAGCAGCCGAGUUGACUCUCCGCCAGUCCAUCUAUCCCAUUUGCCUGGUCACCGUUCUGUUCUUCCUCUGGGGUUUUAGUUACGGUCUUCUCGACACGCUCAACAAGCAUUUCCAGGUUGUUCUUGGCAUUAACCGGUCCCGUUCUGCAGGUCUGCAGGCCGCCUAUUUUGGCGCGUACCCUCUGGCGUCAAUUGGUCACGCGGCAUGGAUUCUCCGACAUUACAGCUACCGGGCCGUUUUCAUCUGGGGCUUGUUCCUUUAUGCACUUGGAGCUUUGUUGGCCAUCCCCGCGCUCAAGCAACAGAGCUUUGGCGGAUUCUGCGCGUGCAUCUUCAUUAUUGGCAACGGCCUGGGCUCGCUAGAGACGGCAGCAAACCCAUACAUUACGGUUUGCGGCCCACCACGAUAUUCCGAGAUUCGAAUUAAUAUUUCACAAGCCUUUAAUGGCAUUGGUACUGUCAUUGCGCCUGUGCUGGGAUCUUACGUGUUCUUCAAUUUUAGCGACGAACGCGCACUGGCCAAUGUCCAAUGGGUGUACCUUUCCAUCGCCGUCUUUGUACUGUUGCUCGCUUUCUUAUUUUUUAUGUCUGACAUUCCAGAAAUCACUGAUGCAGACAUGGAGUUCCAAGCAAAGGAAACGCACGCGGGUUCCGCCGAUAAACCAUUCAUUAAACAGUACAAAUUAUUCCAUGCCGCCUUUGCUCAAUUCUGUUACACGGGCGCUCAGGUGGCCAUUGCUAGCUUCUUCAUCAACUACGCGACGGCUACUCGCCCGGGCACAUCCGACUCACUAGGGUCCAAGUUCUUUGCCGGAGCACAGGCAGCUUUCGCAAUUGGACGAUUUACCGGUGUGGGUCUUAUGAAAUAUGUCCGGCCGCGGUGGGUGUUCCUUGCUUUCAUCUCUUGCUGCGUCAUCUUCCUCUGCCCAUCCUUGACACAGCGUGGCAACACCGGCAUGUCAAUGCUGUACGUUGUCUUGUUCUUUGAGUCUAUUUGUUUCCCUACCAUUGUCGCACUCGGCAUGAGGGGUCUGGGUCGACAUACAAAGCGAGGCAGCGGGUACAUUGUCGGUGGUGUCGUUGGCGGUGCCGUUGUCCCACCAGCAACUGGUGCCGCGGGAGAUGCCUUCGGCGACGGCUAUGCAAUGUUCGUGCCACUGAUAUUCAUGGUAUUGGCCACGACGUACGCCGUCUGUGUCAAUUUUGUCCCUGCAUACAGGAACGUUGUGGAUUCAUUCGGAGAAACUGAGGUGGGCAUUGUACACCAUGGAACAGAUGAGGAGAAUAUCGAAUCGACAUCGAAUGAAGAGAAGCCACACGGGCACGGGCACCAUGAACAGGGACAUACAAACGGAAAGAAUCUAGAGGCCAAUGCUGCUCUGGCUACGGCGCCAAAAGAAUCAUAG